AUGUCUGACUUCUUCAAGUUUUUCAAUAAGAUCUUAGGGCAACGCCAACGCGCUACCAUGGCUUAUCAACUCCGAGCUAAUGGAUCCGCGGAUCGGAUGGUCCAGACACCUACCAGAGCUCUUAAGAUGAUCGGGAUCAACGUGAUUGGGACGAAUAUGCUGAACGGCUCACGUUCGCGAUCAACACCUGCAAGAGAUAGGAUCCAGGUUGAGACCCCUUUCUACAUGAUAUAUGGCUGGGAUCCUAGAUCCACUCUGGAAGCGGUGAUCCCGGUGGGGAGCACUUGCAGGCAUGAUCGAGAUCCAAGAAGGUGGCGAUAUCAGAUGGAAAAGUAUUACCAUCAGGCUCGAGAACAAGUUAAACAACGUGUACGCGAAGUGAUCGCGGAUCGACCUAACACAUAA
This is a messenger RNA of Phytophthora megakarya, 405 nucleotides long. Lineage: Eukaryota; Oomycota; Peronosporomycetes; Peronosporales; Peronosporaceae. The record is from the annotation of a GenBank genome assembly.